Messenger RNA from Lithohypha guttulata, 1149 nucleotides. RefSeq lists its product as uncharacterized. The record is from RefSeq and is a predicted model, not a curated record. The transcript has a single exon. Bases 1 to 1149 code for a protein of 382 amino acids. Lineage: Eukaryota; Fungi; Ascomycota; Eurotiomycetes; Chaetothyriales; Trichomeriaceae.
AUGGCACAAAUAAUACCACCUCCAGAUACCUACAGCUUACUUCCACCUCUGCUCGCGUGCUUGCCUACCUCGUUUGCAUCGUCGAAACCACCUCCCAGUCUGCUCGAACUUCUCUCGCCCAUACUGCGGCAGAGACUCCAGAUCCAUACCACAUCUUCCUCUGCACAUGACUCGUGGCUGCGCCUUCUCUGUUGGGAUAGCUCCAAAGCAGAACGCUUAAAAGAGAUAGUCGAGAAUGCAAACUUUGAACCACAUCCUGCCUCUGGAGAACUGGAGAUAGGAGAGAUCGAAAGAUUGUGCUACAAGAGGUUUGACCCAGAGACAUUGAAGGCACAGGUACCACUGAAUGACUGGGAUUUGACUGCACUGUAUUUGUGGUGUCUUGGCAGUGAGGAAGGGAAUAACUGGAAAUUGGCAGAGCUGAUACCAUACGACUCUGAUUUGAGCAGCGACCAAACCUGGUCUGCCUCACUUAAUGAAGCAGAGCAGAAAGCCUUGCUAGAGAGUCUCGCAGUGCAGCCACCGCGAGUGAAUGGCGACAACAAAAGUCUGUCAGUACCUGUGCAGGAAGAAGAUGGCGAUGACGACUACUGGGCGCAAUAUGACAAUACGCCUGGACGAACACCUGGUCCACAAACACCAGCAAGGAAACAGUCUGUGAACCCACAAGGUUCCGCAAACUCGGAUGCUGACUACUAUGCUCGGUAUGGCAGCGUACAGCCUGCGAUGGACAGCUACGAUCCAGACGAGCAGCAUGAAGAGAUGGGCGAGUCGACUUUGAACGGCAACAGCAUGCAGCACACGCUUAACGGCGACUCUUAUUCUGAGCCAGAACCGAUCGAAGAGACAAGGUCGCAGCAGUUCCAAGACCUGAGCAAGCUGCAGAUUCCCGAAGAAGACGAACGAGCAGUCGAGAUCAAUCAUCCUAUGCCUUCCUCGCCGUCAUCGAGGGCUGGCUCCGACACAAUUGCAAGGCUGGAAGAGACUGCAGAUCGGUAUUCUGCUAGUGAGAUUGCUAUCAAGCAACAUAUCAGUUACAGCGUUAAGAGCAUGUACCGACUCGCGAAAGGGGCUGGCCUUUCGAGAGGAGACUUUGAAGAUAUGAUCCAGCGAGAGCUUGAGACAUUGAGCUUAUUGGAUAGGGAGUAA